This is a messenger RNA of Magallana angulata, 2132 nucleotides long. RefSeq names its product potassium voltage-gated channel protein Shaw-like. NCBI's taxonomy places the organism in Eukaryota, Metazoa, Mollusca, Bivalvia, Ostreida, Ostreidae. Gene Ontology annotation, cellular component: membrane; voltage-gated potassium channel complex. Gene Ontology annotation, biological process: protein homooligomerization; potassium ion transmembrane transport. The record is from RefSeq and is a predicted model, not a curated record. The coding region runs from base 176 to 2050 and encodes 624 amino acids. Gene Ontology annotation, molecular function: protein binding; voltage-gated potassium channel activity. The transcript has 2 exons.
GUCAAGUUCUAGCAGUAGAUCGCACGUGCAAUAUCGUAUAAAAAACGUAACGUUGUAAUGACGUCAUAAUGGAUCGGACUUUUCGAACGUUGUCGGAAAUGACGUAGAACACAAAAAGAUGGAGUUACAUACAUGCAGUAUAAAAUGUCGACAAACUAACGGCCGAACAUGAAGGAUGAAUGUUAUAUCCAUCUCUGUGAGGAGGCCUUCGGCGUGGCAGGACGAUAAACAGCACUCCGUACACAAUUUGGCAAGAAUCAGUAAGUCUGCUACUUCCGAAACUUCUGAGACUGAAAAUGUAGAGAGUCCUCGGAAAAAGGAGAAGCGUGCAAGGACCAACGAGUUAUUCGGAAAGCUAAAACAGAUCGUUGUCAACAAAAAAUACAUAGAUGUUGACUGGCAUCGUAUUGUCAUUAACGUUGGGGGAACCAAAUUUUCUGUUUACAAUGGGACUAUCAGGACUGUACCGGGAACACGACUUGCAAGCCUCAGUACAAAAAGUGAAGAGUAUGAUAGCAUAAACAAUGAGUAUUUCUUUGAUCGUAACCCUGAAUUAUUUCCAUACAUUUUGGAUUUUUAUCGUUAUGGUGAGAUGCACAUACCAAGGUUUAUAUGUGCGCAGAAAAUGUUGACGGAGAUGAAAUACUGGGGUCUCAAUGGAUCAUGUUUAUCCCAUUGCUGUCGGAAAUACUAUUACGACUCACUUGACGAGAUAUUCGACUACGAAGACCUUCAAAAGAUGUUUGAAAUGGUCCCAGAAAAAAUACAUGGUGUGGAUAGCGGGAGCAAUUUCGGGGAUUUUGACAUAAGUCACAGAAUCUGGUCAUUCUUGAACAAUCCUACGUCAUCGAGGGGUGCUAAGAUCUGGUCGAUUCUAUACAUGACGCUGGUCAUUCUAUCCAUCAUUUGUAUGUUCACCAGUACUUUGUCAUCGUGCAGAGUGGAGCCCAAACACACAUUCUUUCAAAGAUAUAUUCCCAAACACAUCGCCACGAACAGUUAUUACGUCAUCAUUCAGCCAAAAAUGAUGACGAACUUCACGGAUCCGUGUGUCGACCAUUGUGAUUUCCUACCUCAGCACAAUACUAGAGUGUUGUCUUUCUUGAGCACCCAACCCCAUAUUAUUCUGUUGUGUUUUGAUUUAUUUUGUCUAAUGUUCUUUAGCCUCGAAAUCAUUGUCCGAUUCAUUUUUGGCCGACAGCGAUGGCGCAUGCUCAAAUCGUUUACUACCAUUUGCGACAUUCUGUACCUAAUCCCAGCUUGGUGUAUGUUUGCGAUUGACUUCUAUGACCGAACAUUCUGGCACGAUGUGAAAAAAGUUGGGAUGUUUCUUCUUCUUCAGACAUUGAUGGCUCUUCGAGUCCUUCGACUGUUUCGGUUUACGAGACAUUACCAUGGUUUGAAGACCCUAUGGCUGGCCGUCAAAGCCAGUAAACGUGAACUUUUUCUACUGUUUAUAUUCAUGAUAAUGGCGACCACGUUUUAUGCCACUUUUAUUUUCUGUACGGAGUUUUUUGAGGUAUCGAGUUAUUACAAUAACAUUUACAUUGGAAUGUGGUGGUCACUCAUCACAAUGACAACAGUAGGGUACGGAGAUUUUUACCCCAAUUCUGCGUUGGGGUACAUUUUGGCUUCAAUGUGUGCUUUAACUGGCAUCAUCCUCAUGGGCAUGCCUGUGCCGUUAAUAGCCAGAAAUUUCCAUUCUUUCUACGGCUUGCAAUUUUAUCAUUCACGUGAACAUCGCAUACGCCACAUAAAAUAUGACACAGGAAAUGAUUCAGACUUUCCAAUUGAAAACUCGGAUAAAGUCGAUACGGGAAAAUUCGGACCACCAAAGCAGACGGUCAAGAAAGAGCCCAAGGAAAACCAGGCGGGUGUGGAAUUGAUAGUCACUUCCGAGAAAACCGGCGAGGACAAAUUUGCAGAAACAGUCGGGUGUGCUCUUCAAAAGAGGAAAAAACUUCUAGCUUUGUUCGAAAGUAAUAAAGUUUGUCCAGUGGAUGAAAAUGGAGUUGAAGUAACUCAGAGAAAGAGACGGAAGAGUUUAUAAAACCAAUUGCGUUAAAACAUUUUUGUUAUUGUACAAUGAGUAGAUGCCAUAUACUGAUAUUGCCAAUACAUGUUUUACAAUU